AUGCGCUUUUCAGUCCCUGCAAUCCUUGUUCGAGUAUUUAUACGCACCUCUUUUGGGGGCGCUCUCCAGGUCAUCGACGAAGAUCGUGAGUGUAAGAUAUACUCUAAUGAUAACCAUGGAUGCACAGGCUACUCUGCAUCGUUUGGAAAAUUGAACGGAGACGAUUGCUCUGAAAUAAGCGAGGUCGUGAAUGGCACACGCAAAGAUUCGGCUAGUAUUGAUGUAGCGGCAUGUGGCACUGAAAACGGCAAGAAUGUUGCUUGGAUCCUGGUCAACCAGACCGGUGAAGUCACUUUCUUCAAUCAGAACGGUGACAAAGCUGGCUCAUGCAACGCGUCUGACCAUGAGCCCUUGACCACCACAAGUGCAAUCCUCCCUCUGAGCCUUCCUGCGACUUCGACGCCUGCUCAAGGAUCUUCUUCGUCCACAGCUUCAAGCUCCUCGGACACCGGAUCUUCCCCGUCGACCUGUGCCUGCGCCUAG
This is a messenger RNA of Penicillium argentinense, 483 nucleotides long. RefSeq lists its product as uncharacterized. NCBI's taxonomy places the organism in Eukaryota, Fungi, Ascomycota, Eurotiomycetes, Eurotiales, Aspergillaceae. The record is from RefSeq and is a predicted model, not a curated record. The coding region runs from base 1 to 483 and encodes 160 amino acids. The transcript is spliced from 3 exons.